Molecule: messenger RNA, 790 nt
Organism: Impatiens glandulifera
Lineage: Eukaryota; Viridiplantae; Streptophyta; Magnoliopsida; Ericales; Balsaminaceae
Product: protein TIFY 10a-like
Exons: 4
Coding region: 206-724 (172 amino acids)
Biological process (GO): regulation of jasmonic acid mediated signaling pathway; response to wounding; regulation of defense response
Cellular component (GO): nucleus
Source: RefSeq, a predicted model, not a curated record
AAGAGUCCAGACAGAGUCUGUCUGUUUCUGUUUCUCUCUCCAUUGUCAGUCAAAUCAUCUAUAUAUGAACAGAGGAAGAGAGGAUGAUGCAUGAUCGAUCAUCUUCUCCUUAUAAUCAUCUCUAAUUCAUUCAUUCAUUCAUUCUGUCUGUGUGUGUGUGUGUGUUGUGUUUUAUCUAAAUCAUCUCCCUAGCUAGCUAGUAGUGAUGUCGUCUGGUUUUAAUACUCAGACUUGCAACCUUUUGAGCCAGUUUCUCAAAGGUAAAGGGAGGACCUUGAAAGAUAUCAGCCCUCAAAUUGCUACCCAGUUGGAAGCCAAAGAUUAUUCUAAGUAUAACAAGGGUGAUAAUAUUGUUCCUAAAGUAUUAUUAAUGGAGGAAAAGGAGGAAGAAGAAGAGAAGGAGAUGGCUCAAAUGACUAUAUUCUAUGCUGGAAAGGUGAUGGUUUUUGACUUCCCUCCGACCAAGGCCAACCACCUGCUCACCACCAUAGCCACCGCCGCCCAUCAACAGUUAACCCCUCAUCCUCCUGCACCUGUUUCUGCUUCUGAUCUUCCAAUAGCAAGAAGGGCAUCACUUCAUCGUUUCUUAGAUAAGAGGAAAUCCAGGGUGAUGGCUAAAGCACCAUACCACAACCACCAUAUCAAUGGGAAAUCACAAGCCAUGUCAUCAUCAUCAUCUUCUAAAGAUCCGAUGAUUCUGUGUGAUGCUGCUCAUCUUAACUAGCUAGGGAGGCAGCAGCCAUUUAUUAUAAAUAAACCAAAACUAAUUAAAUCAUAUCUAUGGCUUGUA